Molecule: messenger RNA, 1133 nt
Organism: Nestor notabilis (Kea)
Lineage: Eukaryota; Metazoa; Chordata; Aves; Psittaciformes; Psittacidae
Gene: SWAP70
Product: SWAP switching B-cell complex 70kDa subunit
Exons: 8
Cellular component (GO): cytoplasm; nucleus
Source: RefSeq, a predicted model, not a curated record
GGCUACAUGCUGAAAAAAGGUCACAAAAGGAAAAACUGGAUGGAACGAUGGUUUGUGCUAAAACCCAAUAUUAUUUCCUACUAUGUAAGUGAAGAUUUGAAGGACAAGAAGGGAGACAUCAUCCUGGAUGGCAACUGUUGUGUAGAGGCCUUGCCUGAUAAAGAUGGGAAGAAGUGCCUUUUUCUCAUAAAAUGUCUCGAUAAAAGCUUUGAGAUCAGUGCCUCUGAUAAAAAGAAGAAGCAGGAGUGGAUUCAAGCCAUACAGACCACUGUAAAUCUGCUGAGAGCGGGGAGCCCUCCACCCCACAAAGAAGCACGCCAGAAACGAAAAGAGUUGCGCCAGAAGCUGUUAGCUGAGCACGAAGAGCUGGAGCGGCAGAUGAAAGAGCUGCAAACGGCCAACGAGAACAAGCAGAAGGAGCUGGAGACUGUGCGAAAGCAACUAGAAGCAGCAGCUGCUCGUGCUGCUGAGGAAGAGAAGAAAAGACUUCAGAGUCAAGUUGAAUUACAAGAUCGCUUCAGUUUGGAGCUGGAGAGAGAAAAAAUGGUAAGACAAAAAAUGGAAGAGCAGGUUGCUCAGAAAUCAUCUGAACUGGAACAGUAUUUACAGAGAGUACGUGAACUGGAAGAAAUGUAUAAACAGCUACAGGGAGCUUUGGAGGAUGAGAAACAGGCACGUCAGGAUGAAGAGACUGUAAGGAAGCUUCAAGCCAGAUUACUGGAAGAGGAGUCAGCAAAGAGAGCUGAACUGGAAAAAUGGCACUUGCAGCAGCAACAGACCAUUCAGAUGACAGAAGCAGAGAAACAAGAGCUAGAAAACCAGAGAAUGAUGAAGGAACAGGCUCUUCAAGUUGCUAUGCAGCAGCUGAAACAACUUGAACUGGAAAGGAAGGAGGCCCUUGAGCAAUAUGAGGAGGUUAAGAAGAAGUUGGAAACGGCAGCUAAUAACACCAAGAGUUGGAAAGAUAAAGUAGCUCAUCAUGAGGGAUUAAUUCGACUAAUAGAGCCAGGCUCCAAGAAUCCUCACUUGAUCACAAACUGGGGCCCAGCUGCUUUCACUGAAGCUGAACUUGAGCAAAGACAAAAGAGCUGGAAAGGGAAAAAAGCCACUUCUGAGUAACGACUUUAGCUGAC